Messenger RNA from Zootoca vivipara (common lizard), 13258 nucleotides. It is a transcript of the gene TFDP2, whose product is annotated as transcription factor Dp-2. The record is from RefSeq and is a predicted model, not a curated record. Gene Ontology annotation, molecular function: RNA polymerase II transcription regulatory region sequence-specific DNA binding; DNA-binding transcription factor activity, RNA polymerase II-specific. Gene Ontology annotation, cellular component: nucleus; transcription regulator complex. Gene Ontology annotation, biological process: regulation of cell cycle; regulation of transcription by RNA polymerase II. NCBI's taxonomy places the organism in Eukaryota, Metazoa, Chordata, Lepidosauria, Squamata, Lacertidae.
GUCAACUUCCCACCCCAUUUUCCUUGUUGUUUCUCCCCUUCUGCUGCACCCUAUCAAAAAUGGAGAUUGUCAAUAUUUGUCACCACUGUCUGUGUUUGAGACCUCUGUAAUAGUUUCAAAGUUAUGAAUAACAUAUGAACCAUAUGAAGAAUUAAAAUUUGGAUAUAUAACUACAUAGAUAAUGUACUAGUUCACCAAUCUUUUAGUGUAUUUGUUCCGAAAAGUGUUCCCCCCUGUCAUGAAAAUAACAACCCCCAAUGGGAAUUGGUUCAGGCUAAGAAGAGAAAACUUGUUGCUUAAUUGCUUAGAGCCAUUGUCGGACUCCCCAAGUAUCCAGUUCCAUAAACAAGAGAGAUUUAUUAUUAUUAUUCAAGUGUGGUUAUUUGGUCUUAAAACACGUUCAUAACUUUCUCUUCUGGAUGCCGCCAAUGCAGCCACAGCCUUAUCAACCUAGAGACUGAUGGGCGGAAUUAGCAGCAGCUUAGCUUCCAAACAUUUCCCAGUACUGUAUCCGGAGCGGGGGCGGGGCUUGUGGUCGGCGAGGAGCCGCGGCCGCCGCCAUCGGCUUCCGACGACACGCCCCCUUUCCCCUCCCCAUGCCCCAUAAGUUGUUCCAGAACUUGAGCCCCGCCCCUUCCCUCUUGCCCGUCCGCUUCCGAGUGGUGGCGCCGAUUGUGUACACACAGCCGCGGAGACCAAUGAGAACCCGGAGACGCCAGGCUCCGCGCGGACGCGUCGACCAAUGGGCGAGCCCGGUCGCCAGACGCCGCCAAGCUUGUGCGGGGGAGAGAGAGCGAUAGCGAACCUGACAGAGGCGACUGUUGGGGCUGCUGCGGGAGAGGCAAGGCUGGCCGGCCGGCUGGGCUGUAUAGCGACCGGAGGCGGGCGGCGCGGCUGAGGCCGGGUGGAAGUGUGCUUACACAUGUUUUACUCAGAAGUAAAUGCCACUGAUUUCAAUGAAGUUUAACCCCCAGCUGAAGAGAGAUUGUUAUGAUGGCAGCGUUCACUUAUGAAGAUAUCUACUUGUAAAUGGAGUGCUUCUGCAUUUGACUGCUCAUGUCUGGCACCAUCUCAAGUUUCCUCUGAAUAGUAACAAAGACUGUGGAGACUUGGUACUGCAGUAAAAGGCAUGCUUCCUUAGUCCAGGGAAUAUAUAUAUCGUUUUGGUUUCUGUCUUCCUGGGUGCUUCUGCUUGACAUACUGGGAUCAUGUUAUAUUGAAUUCAUGACCUUCUGGUAAUUUCAUGGCAAAAGACUGGUAACCUAAAUAAAGAAUUGACCUCAUAUCGUAAUAGUGAACAGAGAAUCAACAACUAAAGAACUGUCACCUACAAUGGAUUACAUACCCUUUCUAAACAGUGAAGUAACAAGGAAAAGCAUAGAAAGCCUGUGAAAGAAAAUAUUUCCAUAAUUGCACUACCAGUGUAUACCAUCAACUCACCAUCUAAGAGUUUGCCAAAAACAUUUGCACCAAUAAAUGUGAAUGUUGGACCCCAAAUGAUUAUAAGCACACCACAAAGACUGACCAAUUCGGGAAGUGUUCUCAUUGGAAGUCCCUACACCACAGCCUCAGCCAUGGUCACACAGAUGCAUAUAACUGAAGCCACUGGCUGGGUUCCAGGGGAUAGAAAACGAACUCGAGACUUAAUGGAAUCAGAUUUUUCGGAAAGUAAAAGAAGCAGAAAAGGAGAUAAAAAUGGAAAGGGUUUGAGACAUUUUUCAAUGAAAGUAUGUGAAAAGGUCCAGCAUAAAGGUACAACAUCUUAUAAUGAAGUUGCAGAUGAGCUGGUAUCGGAUUUUACAAACUCUAAUGGCCACUUAGCUACAGAUUCAGUUUAUGAUCAGAAGAAUAUUAGGCGGAGAGUUUAUGAUGCCCUCAAUGUAUUGAUGGCGAUGAACAUUAUUUCAAAGGAGAAAAAAGAAAUCAAAUGGAUAGGUCUUCCUACAAACUCGGCUCAAGAAUGUCAAAACCUUGAGAUAGAGAAACAACGACGUAUAGAACGUAUAAAACAGAAGAGAGCUCAGCUGCAAGAACUUAUACUUCAGCAAAUUGCUUUCAAAAAUUUGGUACAAAGAAAUCAACAAAACGAACAACAGACUCAGGGUGCUCCAGCUUUGAAUUCUACCAUACAACUACCUUUUCUAGUAAUAAACACAAGCAAAAGCACCGUCAUAGAUUGCAGUAUCUCUCCUGACAAAUUUGAAUACCUUUUUAAUUUUGAUAGCACUUUUGAGAUCCAUGAUGACACUGAAGUAUUAAAGCGAAUGGGAAUGUCACUUGGCCUAGAGACAGGCAAAUGCUCAUCGGCAGACCUAAGAGCUGCUAAAUCACUAGUGCCUAAAGCUUUAGAAAGCUAUGUCACAGAUAUGUCUACAGGAAUUUAUUGCUUGAACCAGGGGCUAGUUUUAAAUUCAGCUCAAGCAGGUUCUGCUUUAGCCACAGCUGGGGAUACUGCUCUUUUUAAGUCAAGUGGAAAUCCAGGGUUGUGUCUAGAUUCUGAAGUGGCCUUAGCAACACGCCAGCUGCUGGCUCCCAGCAGCCAACAGUCCAGCAGUGCAACAUCACACUACUCAGAGUCACGUGGUGAAACCCCCUGUUCCUUCAAUGAUGAGGAUGAGGAUGAAGACGACUCUUCUUCACCAGAAUAGAGGCACACCAGCCAUUUGAAAUGCUCCUCUUGUGCACUACUCUUGUGUGCUUAACUCUAUUUACAUAGUUUUCUUCCACGUUUUGCCUCUUUACCCUGUGCAAUUUUGUUGAAAUUUUGGAAGUGUCAGAGACAGGAAGCUGCUUAUAACAAGGCACAGGACAUUGUACUACUACAGGACAAGAAGAGAGGAUGACUCAGUGCUCAUACCUAGGCACAUUGGAGAGAAUGUGGAGCCCUUCAAACAAGCAAAUGACCUCUCUGGUGUGACAGCAUUCUCUUUCAUUGGUACCCAAAUCUCGUCCACAGAGGCAGAAUGGAUUUCUUCUCCCUGCAAUAUGUUAAUUCCUUACUUAAACAGCACUACAGUGACAGACCGCCUGCACUUCCUGUCAGGGCAUUCAUUUACCUAGGCCACUUCUCAUGCAUGGGUUGUUCCUCUUCUGUAUGUGUGGAGGGUCAGCUCCUGUGUUUUAUGUAUUUGUGUUUGUAGUCCUCACUGCCAGAAAGACGUUGGAAGUGGUCCUGGUAGCUUGGUUGCAUAGGGGUCUCCUGGAUCCAUGGUGGACUCCUCUGUAAUCUGCCAGGCAACUUGAGGACCCUCAUUAAAGUUUGUGACAGGUAAGAGUAGGAUGUCCUUUCCCAAUAAGCUUUGAAAGGCACAUGGUUAGUGUGCAACUCCACAUCUCCCCUUCUGGGCCCAUAUACUGAAUAAUUGAAUUGGCCCGCAUUACUUUCCCCUUCACUAUUAGGGGGGAAAACACCUUUCAGAAAGGUCAGAGUGGACGGUGCACAAUUUUUCUUUUUAUAUCAUCAUCAGUUGCCUGCUGCUUUCCCCCUACCUAAGAUGCUAAUUAACUCCUCUGCCCAGUUGUCAAUUUUUUUUUACUGCAGAAGAACACAAAUAUUUAAAACCACCGUGCCUCAUAAGACUAUGUGAUAGGGAAGCUAUUGAUGUUUUAUUCUGAUUGGCUAGCUGUGUGAAGAAGUGGUAUACGUUCACAAAGAGACAUGUGUUUUCAGCUUGAAAUCCUGUUUUAAGUAUUCUAGAUUUAGUAUUUCAUCAGGUUAUCAUUUUCCCCUUCUACUGUCCAUUAAGCAGUGAGAUAAUACUCACAGCACACUCUCUGCAGCUGCUGUUUUAAUUUAGAAAUGAAGAAACUGUAUUGAAGGAAUUUUAAUUUUUUUAAAAGAUGGCAGUACAAAAUACUAAGAUUUUAACUGAUAUGUGACGUUCCCUCACUUUUUUUAAAAAGGAUAAAGGAAGGUUAAAUUAUAGCGAAGCUUUCCCCCAUAGAAUCUUAAAUUACAGUCCUAUGAAAUCCAAGCAAUUUUAGUUGACAAGUAUGUUCUGAAAUAAUAAUAAACUUGCUUUCUAAAUGUCUACUAGACCAAUGGAAUAUUAUUAAUUAUUUAAGUAAAAUACAGCUCUCUUUAGAGAACUAGAAAAUGAUUAUUAUUAUUUUGAAGAAACUAUUUUGAUCUCAGGUUUUAAAAUGAUCUAUGAAGCCAUAGUAAUAUUCGCUGCAAAUCAUAUAGUGCUGAUAGGGAAAUAAGAAACUGGUAUCUUCAAGUGUAACAAUGGAUGUGAAUAUAUGAAUACAGUAAUCUAAAGAGGCUUUUUACUUUGAUUUUGUGUGUCUGUUAAAUGAAGCAGCUUCAGCCGAAAGUACUAUGAUCUAAUUUUGGGGAAAUUAAAAAGAAUGUUUUAGUUUGAGAAGGUAGAUAGUAGGUUUUUUCGCCCCAGACUGAUUUUUUUGUGUAUGAGUAUUAACAUCCAAAGGAAAAGCUCCAUUUUUAGUCUUUAGGGGUACAUUGCCAGCUGAGAGGUAGCAGAAGCGUGUUCCAAUUUUUAAAAUUGCUUACUGUUUGUGAUUUGGCAAACCAUUAGGCAGUCUUUCACAUAUAUCGAAUGCAGGAUUUCACUUUGUUCCAGGCAUAGUGCUCUGAAUAGAACUCAAAUUGAGCAAGCCUUCCUGUGUCAGAAUUGCUGACCAAAUGAGGGAGGUGCUCAGUCGCUGAACGAAAACAUGGAAAUGUGGUAGAAUGAAAACAAAGUCAUUUUCACCAUCACUCUAACUUUCUCAUGGUAGGAGAUGCCUGUCUUUUUAAUGUGGGUCCAUCCAUUCACUGUAAACACAAGGGUUGGGAGAUAAACUCUACUUAGUAGCUUAUCUUAUGGAUGCAUGGACUUAUUACCAUGUGUUAAGUGCACAUAAUAUGACCUAUAACCAGCACAAUUACUUAAAAGCAGUUUUGAGUCUUAGACAUUCAACAUAUUUAAAGGAAAAGGGUGGGAAACAUUUGGCCCUCUGACUGUUGAUAAGAGUUGUAUUCCAACACCUGCUACAGCUGGAGGAUCACAACUUCCCCAUCUCUGUUUUAGGGCAAUACAUCUUGAAUUGAAUGGUUACCUGAAACUAGGAUGGCAGAUUAUGUGGUUCAAGAGACGUUUCCCUUACAGAGACAGUUCAAAUUCUGUGCCAGGGAGAGUUUCAUUUCAUUAUUUCUCUUGUUCGUAUUUGAAAUGAUUUACUGUUCUCCCUCUAAUUUAUUCUGGUUUUGUUAGAGAGAGGCACAAAGUUAGGAAGGGCACUAUGGCCCUACCUCAGCCACUGGAACUCUUGGUCUGUAAGAUUCAAGCAGGCAUUCAUCCACAACUUUCAAGCAUGUCAGCAUAACUAUGGUAAAAGGGCUGCAAACUUGCUGUUUUGUGUGUGUUUUGAUGAGAUUUUUGCAAAGCUGAAUUUUGUACCACAGAACCAUAUUCUGAGAUUUGCUCCACAGAUGCGCACAUACUUUUAUGAAAUUGGAGUUACACAUAACUCUGCCUACAUUUGUUCAUCAGAGUCCAUGGGGAGCUUUUGUGUCAUUAGAGCUCAACCCAGUUCUGCAAAUAACAGCCCUUGCCUUGCAUGAAGCGUGUUCCUCACACAGCAUAACAGAACACUGUUCUCCUGCUCUUCCUCACUUAGUGUGUGUGCAUAACCACCAUGCUAGGUAGGGUGUUAAGGGAAUGAGAGAUUAAUGUUUCUUGACCGAGAAGAUGGGGGCAGGUGGAUGGGACAGUGAUAUGCAAGGAGCAGACAAGCAUCUUAUUCCACAUUAACAGCAGAUGGGAAAAGAUUAGGUUCUGCUAUGCCUUUUAUGGUUCCUUCAUGCCAAGUGCUGUGUUCAUAGUAGGACUAGAGUGAACCCUUGAGAUUUCAUCAGAUUAUACUGGCAAUCUGAAUUGGAGGAAGGGGGAAGAGAGAAAAUUCACAGUAACCAAAGAGGCUGACCAUAUGGCAUGAAUAUUACGGAGCACUUUGAUUGUUAUCCUUCAGAACCAGUUUUGGAGGGAAAUUGUUGAAUGGUUGGGGAAAGUUCAGACUUCUUUGAAAACAACAAAUACAGGAAAAUCAAUUAAAACAAUAUAGAUGUUCGCAAGUUAUUCCCUGCCUUUGUUGUGGUUGUCAAAUUUUGUUAUGUGGGUAUGUACAGAAAGUAUACCGUAAGUAAAUAUGAAAGAUCCUUAAUGCUUUUAAACUGGAACCACAAUGCAGUGUUUAUAUGCAAUGUUUACAUGUUUUGUGUUCAUGGGAAAUACGUUUCUUUGACAAAAAUGUCUUAAUUUAAACAGGAAUUUGCAUCAUGCAAACCCACUGUCACUAACACAGGUGAAAAUAAAAUAGCCAAAUCAUAUUUGGAGUAGUAGUAUUUCAGUGAGUCUAUUCUGGGUAUGGUUGACUUUGAUGCUACCCAUAUGAAUUAAGCCUGGCACAGCAUUAAGCUUCUUCCUACCAUUUUUUAUGAACUGCAUAGUGUUGCACACAACAAUAAAUGUCUGGUGUGCACACCUAAGCAAACCUGGUUAGAUUAUGAUCUGAAAAGUACAACCAUUUUAUUCCACCAGAGAACUUCUAUGUCCUUCUCUCUUCCUAAAAGAAUUUCUGAUUACCUGAAAGCAUUCUUGUCUUUACCAAAACCUUGAUAGUCUGUUUUCUCCAAAUGAUUUAAAGGCCUAUUUAUUUCUCACCACAUCAAUAUGCCAGCAGCAGAGAAACUUGUCAGAUGAUGGUAAUGAUUCAUGUGGCAAUGUUGUACACACAGAACAGCUGUGUCUCAAGUAGCCUUUGUGUAGUGAUCCAAAUAUUUAAACCAACCCCAGCACAUUGCGGCAACUUGUAGUCUGUAGUUUGUAAAUGAACUUGCAAGAGGUGUAUGUUCCAAGACUUAGCUACCAGAUAUUUUAAAAUCUGUUUUAUGCUAUUUUUUAGAGAGGCUGGGUUUUUCUGCUUGUGUUUGUUUUUUUACUACCGCAUAAUAUAUAUUUUGUGUGACUAAAGUGUGAAAAAUGUGGUAGUCUUGUGUAUGUCUUAAGAGAAAGAAGGCAGACACAAAGAAACUUACACUUCAAGACUGUUGCUACUAGCAAUGUAAUAUGUCCGAUCUAAUAGAAAAAUGUUACCUUGUAGUACAUCACAUACUUUAUAAAAAAAAACCACCAUUAUUUUUUUUAUGGAAAUUUUAUAUAAGAAUCUAUUUCUGCAUAUUUCAAGUGAUCUUGUAUUUUAUUAAAGUGCUACAAGUAAGGAUUGUGCAGAAGAUUGCAAGAAUUUGCAUCUGAUUGAAAUGAAAAGCAUGCAUACUUUGAAGAAAAAUAAUAUCCUGCUGUUUGUGACCUGGGAAGUAAAGCUAAACUGUAGAACAGAAUAAAAUAAUUUAAAGACAACUGGGGUUGCUCUUGUUUUUAAGCAAACACUGCGGCAGAGGAAAGCUGUCAAAGGUUAGUGUUCAUAGCAUGUGUUCUCUAUUUCAGAAAAUACAUCUUACAGAGUAAACUGCAGGGGAAACCGGGUCAAGUUGAACUGAUGUUUUCAAAAUAAAUAGAAAGCAUAACUAAUUUCAACACUUAGUAGGGUCUUCUGGACUGGAGUCUAGCACAACAUCGAGCUGAUCUUAGUUCUUAAUGAUAUUGUGUGUAUUGCUGGCAAUUCAAAUACUGGAAAAAGCAUUUUCUAGGUUCCUAAUGAUGUUUACUGUACUCGGAAAGCAAGUCUUACAGAGAUUGCAUGUGACUACACCAAUAGGUACUUUUAGUAAAUAGUAUAAAACGUAAUUCAUUUAAGAGCCAUACAGUGCUGCCUCAAGUGUACUGUGCAGAAAUCUCUUGUGUGCCUAAGUUCAGGAACAUUUAGAACUCAAGGAUAAGUACAACACACUGCAUGGAACAGUUUGCAUCAUAUGCUAAAAUGUAUUCAACUGGCAGCAUUUCUUAACCUUUGCCUCUACUGUAUAUUCAUCUCUCCUUUUUACUUUCUCAAUACUUGAUUAGGAAGGUAUAGUUCUCUAAUUUUAAAGUGACUCCUUUGUUGGGAGUGCUAAGAAAUCUGAUAACAGGAGCUUACCUUCUCAUUUUGCCUAAGGAGAAACUUUUCAGCAGUGUUUCCAUGUGCUAUUGUAGCAAAUUGCCUCAUCAGGAAAGUGAUAUGCAAAGCAGUAAAACCCAGCCAACUUUUGUGUUUUGGAGGCAAGUGCCUAUCUUCUGUAUCACAUGCAAGAAAACAGAGUAGUUCUUGGAGAAAGGCUAGAGCAGGGUUAGCCAAGAUGGUACUUUCGAGAAGUUGUUGAACUUCUGCUCCCAUCAGCCUUUACCAGCUUGGCUCAGUGAUCAGAGGCAAUAGGAGCUGGAGUCCAACAUGUUGGUUAUCCCUGGGGUAGAGUAUCUGUUCCUUGUGUGGCUCAUAUAUGAGACUACUUCAGGAUUGUACCAGUCUCUGAUCCCAUUGUCGUGCUGGUGGUAAGCUGUGGCUCAAUAACACUUUUUGAAAAACACAUUACCCCUAAAGCUGCUUAUGAGUGGUAACUGUUACUAUGGAGUGAAUUGGGGCAAGUAUUUUCUGCAAAGGCACCCAGUUCUGAAAAUUGGCCUUGUCACUAAUUCUGACAUCUGGAUUUCAAGUGGUUCAGGAUAGGGUGCUACCGGUAUUUAUUCUCAUUUACCCAAUUGGAGGGCAAUCAGUAGCUCUGGCGGGAUUGUUUUUUUUCAAGGUUGACCCUCACCCACCAUGUCCUGAUCCUAGCUGCAAAUAACUAUACACUCUUGCUGUAAAGAACAUUUUCAUGUUACACUGACAUUUUUAAUUCUAUUGCAAUUAUGAAAAAUUAAAUUGUUCUAUAGGGUUCUUUGACCAGGAUUGUCCACAGUGGGAAGAGUCUGGCCUGCUAGAGUAGCCACAAGUUGACUUUAUGUAGCUGAACACCUGAAGGAAUACCGGUAGUUGUUGACCUUGGCUGAAUGGCAGGUAAGACGUACCAGAAGCUGUCUGUUGAUGGGAUGGAGGCUUUCUGUUGAUGGAAUGAAACUUGAAACUCUGGCCCUUGGAAGACUAAUGUGAAACCCUGUUUAUGUAUAGUAUUUGUCCAGAUACACUCUGUGCGGUUUGUGGCCUUCAAAGUAGUAGAGAUAAAUGCAUUGCAGCAUGUUCAUCUUUGAGCACACUUCUGGUUAGAAGGAGCUUAAUUUUGCAACUUGACUGGUGAUUGGUUUUGUCAUUCACAGUAAAUCAGCGGAAAAGUACAAAGUCAAAAGCAGCAAAGAAAUAAUUGUGUACGUUUAUUGUUCAUUAAACUCUGCUUCAACCCUACAUGUAGGAUAAAGGGUUGGAUUCAAACAAUGUCCUCUUUGUAAGCAUUGUAAGAAUCCAGUGUAGGGAGAGGACAUGUUCAUUUAAAAAUGCAGGGGUGUUUGUUCAACGACCUACAUUGUAUGAUAUGUGUAGGUUAUUCCUCAGGGCAUGUUCUGUUCCAGGUAUCGGACCCCGUGUUAUUUUUUGGUGACAUGAUUUUGUGUGUCAAAGAAAUCUUUUUGCCUCUUACCACUGAGUUUGUGUGUAAUGUUAAUUUGCCUCACCUCUUUUUACCCAGGUUUGUCUUGUUGGUUUCAUGGACUGCUCCUUUCACUCUCAAUAUGAGACUCUCUGAAAUGCUUCUUUAUUCUUUUGUUCUCUUGUGUUACCUUCAAAAAGUGAGUAAACUCCUGAGAGAAGGGAUAAACCACCCCAAGUUGAUAGCAAUCCGCAUUUGCACAAACGAGGUUUGGUGCUAACUCACAAUUAGUGAUAGAAUAUUGUUGGACCUAUAAAAAAAACCUGCUGCUGUUUCUAUAGUAAUAUCUGAACAGGCAUAACACACUCUGUCAUCCAAAGAAAGUGAACAGUUCAAUCUCAAUUCAAGUUCACUCAAAAGUAGAGUCCGUGUGAUAAAGUGAUUAAGAUGUUGGAAUGGGACUGGGGAGAUUCCUGUUUGAAUUGCACAGCCAUGCAGUUCAAAAACAAAAUGUUUCCAAGUCAGAAGAAAGUCCACUCUUUGCCAUUCCAAAUCUUUCUGACUUUUAUAUGUAAUGACCUGGAUACGCUCCAUUACUACCAAAUCCUUUCUGCUAGAUCAGUGGUUCCCAACAGGUGGUCCGGGGACCCCCAGGGGUCCGCGAGCUAUGCCAGAGGGGUCCUCAAGAUGCUAUUAGAAUAAAAAAUAUAUUAAAUAUAUUUCGUAUGAUAACAGAUUUUUUGUUUUGGCCGCUUCCUGCAUGAGCAGAGUCUAGCGCAAAACUAGAAUUAGAUAGAGGCAGUAGUUCUGCUAUAUGCCCCUUAGGUGGCGCUUUACAAACACUACUGUUUUGCAAAGAGGCAGCGCGUGCAUUCUACUAACGCUCACCUCCCCAAGAUGCUUUGCGCGUGUCGGCUUCAUUUGUGCGCUACUGCGCAGGUCCCCUGUCUUCUCCAUUCCCCUCCCUCCUCCCUGGCGCGCGCUGCCUCUUUGCAAAACAGUAGUGUUUGUAAACAAAGCGUUGUUUUUCGCGGAAGCUACAGUUCGCGUAGUUAAAAAUGAACCGUUGGUGAAAAAGUGGUUCAUCUCAUUAAGAACUGAAAAUUAAAACUAACUGUAUACUGAUGGAGUACUCUGUUGUAACUGUAAAAAACGUAUAAAUAUAAAAUAUAAAAAGACUCUUAAUUUGGCUCUCACUUUUUAAUUUUAGGAUUAGGAAUUAAUGGGGGUCCUUGUCACAAUAGCGGCUCAAUGAGGGUUCCUCGAGAAAAUUUUGUUGGGAACCCCUGUGCUAGAUCAUGGCAACUUUACAGAUGACCAGGCUCUAUAUAGCAACAGUCAACUUGUGUGUAUCUAAAUGUAUUUCUGCUCCCUGGAUUGUAGCCCCUGUGAACCCACAGUGGACCUUUCUGGUCCUACAGUAGGGCUGGGGAACCUGUUGCGCUCCAGUCCUCGUCUGUUUCAGGCAGCAAGGCCAAAGAUCACAGAUGAAGCCAGAUGAAGUUCAGCAGCAUCUGGUGAGUCAAGGUUUCCCCACCCCUGCCCUGGAGAAUGGCAAAGAUACAUUGCCGUGCAAUACUAUUAUCUAGUUUUGGUUUAAGAGCCCUCCUUAUUUGUGCAUAUUGCUAAUUUUCUGCUAUCAACCUGAAAUGUGAAUAUUAUAAAAUGGCUGUCCUGUUGUUCCAUUUAGGUGAAAGUGAGGCGGCAAGGACAGCUAUAAACCAAGAAUGAGAAGGUACAAGAAAUGACUCAGAAGAUUUAGCUUUAUUUAAUUAACCAUUUGUGCUUUUGAAAUAUCUCCUCACUGAUUUGAAAACUACACUACUUUGUGCCACAGGCAGAGGCAAGUUAGAACAGUUAUCACAGCCUCUGGCAUGGGCAAGAUAAUUACAUGGAUCAAGAAUCAGUUACAAAAAAGGUGUGUUCUUCCUGGAACAUUCUGAAAUCAGUACCAGUUUAAGACUUGUUUUAAACCUCGAUGCCAGGGAGCAGUGUCCCAACCUGCAGGUAUAGUUUUGGCUCCUCAUACUCUACAAUUACUCAAGUAUACCCUAAUUAAGAAGUCAAAAUUACUGUUUUGAGAGAGAGGGAUUUAUUAUUGUGGUCACUGCCAAAAUUGCAAGUUAAAUUUUCACUACAAGAAAAAUCUGUUGCUUUUAUGGAUGCAUAAAACUCUCACUCUUUUUACUUAAAAGAAAAAAAAUCACAAACAGGUACAUUAUGCUUUUUGGUGGGCUGAAUUCCUAGUUUUUAUUCUGAAGGAGGAUCCAUCUGAUGGGAGGAAAUGUUAGAAUUAUCUAGGGUAGGGAACUUUCAGCAAGCUAGAUGAGUAUAAUUUCCAUUCCCCUUCUCUUGAAACAAUGGUCAAGGAAUGAUGGGAGUUAAGUCCAGCCUUUAGCCUCUGGUCUGGUUCUUUCGGCAGGGGGAGAGGCUACAGCAGAAAAAGGUUUAAAGAUGUCAGCCACCAGCCAGUUGAUAGCACAUGAGAAACAGGCAGGAGGAAUGUUUUAAACAACAACUAUUUAAAAGCGCUUUCAGUUAUACAAAUAAAGUGAAAGAAGUAGGAAGAAUGCUUAAGCUUGGAUACAUGGAAACGGUGGUAAGCAAAUAAUGGUAACUGUUGUGGUUGUGUAAGAGAAUUGGAUCAUUCAAGACAGGCCUCCAUUGUUAACAUUACUGAUGAUACCAGAUCAGGUUAGAGUAGGGAUCUCAAAGAACAAGUGUGGUGGCUGAAGCUCCCAAACAGCACAGGGAAGAGCAAUUAAGUAGUGGUGUGUAUUUUGGGGAGAAAAGUAUUUUCUUUGUGCUGACAAAAGUUGUUGACCUACUAAAGUCAUAUCAUUGCCAGAUAGAUGUCUGGAGAGAGGACAUUUAUUUUUCUUCUGCUUCAUACAGCUGCUUUAAUUCUGAAGUUUACAGGAGUGAUGAGUCUUUACAAUAUUGGUCUCGGUGAUCCAAGCUGCAAAAUAUGGCAGUGCCCUAAGAGAAGAAGCAGAGCUUCAUUUUUCUUUUUACAGCUCGCCUGGCUUCUCUCAUGGAUGAAAGAUGCCUGAAUGUAAGUAUUGUAAGUAUGUAAGUAUGUUUGUUCUACUCAUCCCUUCAUUCAGUGAAGUGCUAAUUAGAGGUUUACUUAAAAUAUGAGGGGUGGCUUGGGGGCACAGCGGCAGCUGGGUUAGACACAUACACAAUAAUGAAGUAAUCUCAGAUAAAGUAAAGCCUGCAUUCACAUUAAAAAUGAGACAUGAAAAAGGGUUGCUGUGAUGUCACAUGCAUACUAAGUAGUCCUUUGUAUAGCACAGGGUGGAUGGCAAAGAGAAAGAGAUGCCCAAAGUAAGAGUAUGGUGCAGUUUCAUUGAAUAAUCUGACGGGGAAAUCCCAGGGUGUUUACAGACCAAGUUACAAUGUGUGUGUGUUUCUGUGGACGUAAAUGCUGCCCUUGAAACUUCCCCAGUACCACCAUGAGUGCUUUUGCCUAGCUAGGACAUAUACUUAAAUUGUGAUGGUGCUUUUUUUCUUGGAUGGAACACAACAUGCAGAAACCUUGAUUUUUGCAUGACUAAAGUCAAUUCAGUGUUCUGCCCAUAUUUGCAUAUGGUCCUGCCUGCCACUGGUUUGAAACUCCUGGAAGAUUGCCCAUGAGGAAAUGUGACCCUCAAGCUGAAAAAAAUCCCCCACCCCUAAGAAAGAGUAUGGACCAGAAGCAGAGGAUAUUUUUGCUUAGUCUGUGAUAGUGCUUUGUAUAAUCCAAGGUGCAUUCCUCUCAAUAGGAGCAUAUGAUCCUCUUCAGAUGCAAUGCAAUGU